GCUCGCUGGAGCAUAUGACCAGCCCAGUGCAGGGCAGUGGCGAGUGUCAGACUAACCAUUAGCAUUUCAAAGCCAUGAUGUCCAGAGCCUCCUGAUCCCAACGUGAGGUGAAGAUGUUCGUGGCAAGGUGCUGAAGACCCGGAACCAAAGAUGAACUGGGCCUCCUUCUACGCCCUCAUCAGUGGCGUGAACAGACAUUCCACAGGUAUCGGCCGCAUCUGGCUCUCUGUCCUCUUCAUCUUCCGCAUCCUGGUCCUGGUGGUGGCAGCAGAGAGCGUGUGGGGUGAUGAGAAGUCCGGCUUCACCUGCAACACCCAGCAGCCGGGCUGCAACAGCGUGUGCUAUGACCACUUCUUCCCCAUCUCUCACAUCCGCCUUUGGGCCCUGCAGCUCAUCCUGGUCUCCACUCCUGCCUUGCUGGUGGCCAUGCACGUGGCCCACCGCCGUCACGUGGACAAGAGGCUCUACAAGCUGUCGGGCCGCACCAACCCCAAAGACCUAGAGCAGAUCAAAAGCCAGAAGAUGAAAAUCACAGGUGCUCUCUGGUGGACUUACAUCAUCAGCCUGCUGUUCCGGAUCAUCUUCGAAGUGACGUUCAUGUUCAUGUUCUACAUGAUCUACCCGGGUUACAAGAUGAUCCGGCUGGUCAAGUGCGACUCGUACCCGUGUCCUAAUGUGGUGGACUGCUUUGUGUCCAGGCCCACUGAGAAAACCGUCUUCACUAUCUUCAUGCUGGCAGCAUCAGGGGUCUGUAUCCUUCUGAACAUCGCAGAGGUGGUCUUCUUGGUGGGGAAGACCUGUAGCAAACACGCCACCGGUCCUGGAGACUCCGCUGUGACAGCGUGGAUCCAAAAAAAGCUUUAGCAUGAGUCAAAUACAAACACCUCAAAACUGAUUAAAGGACUUCCAUUGCACUUCAGGACCAAAGUUACUUUCAAUUCCAGGAAGGACUUGACACAAAAAUCUUGACCCAAAUUUAGGUGACAUUAAUAGGCGUUCCUUCCAAAAUCACAGUAGCAGCUUUGUCCCUCUGACGACAUCAUAGGGAUCAUUUUCAUGGAUCCGUUUGAAAGUAAAUGGAUUAGACGAGCAAAGAGGUGACUCAGUGAACUCGAGCGCUGCUGUAAUCACAAGUUUUAACUUGACCGUCACCUCCUUUUUUAGUUUUGCACAGUUCCUUAUGCAAUACUUGUCUGUAGUUUUAAUGUAGAUGUGUGGCUAAUACAGGGGAUGUUUGCUUUUUGCAUGAAAUUUGAACUGCAAACUUGAAUAUUAAUGGAAUCUGGGAUCUAUUUAUUUUUAAAAAGAUAUGAAAUAUAAAGAUAUGAAAUGUUAAAAUGCUGCCUGGUUUUAUUUAU
This is a messenger RNA of Synchiropus splendidus (mandarinfish), 1358 nucleotides long. RefSeq names its product gap junction protein beta 1a (gene gjb1a). The record is from RefSeq and is a predicted model, not a curated record. The transcript has 2 exons. NCBI's taxonomy places the organism in Eukaryota, Metazoa, Chordata, Actinopteri, Syngnathiformes, Callionymidae. Gene Ontology annotation, cellular component: connexin complex. Gene Ontology annotation, biological process: cell communication. Bases 151 to 864 code for a protein of 237 amino acids.